Biomphalaria glabrata is the source of this 2847-nucleotide messenger RNA. RefSeq names its product cilia- and flagella-associated protein 53-like. The record is from RefSeq and is a predicted model, not a curated record. Bases 236 to 1786 code for a protein of 516 amino acids. The transcript is spliced from 7 exons. Lineage: Eukaryota; Metazoa; Mollusca; Gastropoda; Planorbidae.
GUACUUCCUUAGUUACUACAAUAAUAACAAUAGUGUAAUAGUCAGGCUACCUGGACCUAAUACUGCGGUUGUAAUUAUAAUAUUUAGAUCUAGAGCUGCAUAUAUUUUAAUGCUUAUUUAAAACGUUCAUUACGUUUUUUUUUCUAGAUUUUAUUAAACCUAGAAGGUAAAAGCUUUCUUUUAGGCACAUCUUUCAUAUUAACAUUACAAGCGGAGCAACAUAAAUCAAAAGAAAAUGAUGGUAUCAAAACACAUUCCCAGAACCAGAGAAUACAGAGGAAUUCAACCAAACUCCGUUGCAAUUAAAGCAAAAAUGCCAUCAAAACGUCCUCCAGAUUGGUUAGUCAUGAAGAAUAGAGAGACAGAAGAACGCAUCAAAGCCCUUCAGUUUGAAGUCAAAGAUCAGCAUAUGCGAAAUAUACGAACAGAUUUUGAAACGUCAGGAGAUAAAAAAUUUCUGCAACUUAACAUCAGAAGCCGUAUUCAGUCACUGACCAAGGCUAAUGAAUAUAAUUUAGAAUGUAGAAGAGAAAAACUUCGCAACCUAUUUGAACUGGAAGAAGCAAAUUACCUGAAGGAAAUGGAUGAACAGCAAGAAACAGUUAUAGAAAGACAGGCAAAAAUGAGAGAACGAGCCAAAUUUCUCAAGGAUAAAAGAGAAGCUGAAAGAUUAGCUUUUGUUCAAGAAAAAUAUGACCAACAAUUUAAGGCACAGUGUGAGGAGUUAAGAUCCACUUUAAGCAAAAGGCAUCAGGAUCAAGUUUGUCUUGAGAGAUUGGAGCAGCUUAGACAUAAAGAUGAGAUAGCUCAAGAAGAAAAAGCCAUAUCAGACAUGUAUGAUAAACUUUGGGAGCAAGACAUGUUGGAAAAAGCCGCUCGUGAAGAGAGGGAAGCAAAGGAUCUACAAGAAAGAAAUCGCGGAAUGGUAGAUGUACUUAGAAAGCAGAUGGCAGCUCUUGAGGCUCAGAAAGAGGAAGCCAACAGACUGAAAGAGGAAGAGGCUCAACUUAUGAAAGAGCAACAGGCUAUGUGGAAGAUGGAAGAUGAAAUUGCGCAUCAAGAAAAAUUACGGAAACAGCAGGCUACCAGGGACAUGCUUGAUCAUUCCUUGGCAUUCAAAGCAAGAAAGAAAGCUAAAGAAGAGCAAGAGCAAUUAGCAUUUGAUUUGAAAAUAUUGGAACAACUUAUUGAAGAAUCUCGUAAUGAAGCUUUGGAAACAAUGCAGCGAAAGAAAGAACUUCGUGAAGAAGAUCAGCGUUUCAGAAGUUAUCUUAAGCAAUUGAUGGAAGAUGAGAAGGCUAGAGAAAAGGAGCUUGAAAAGUUAAUUCAAAAUGAAGUUGAAGCAGCAUGGGAGAAACGUAUUGAUCAGUGGCGUAAGGAAAGAGUGGCCAGAAAACUUCUUUUGGAGGAUGUCAUGGCAGGAAGAGCCAAACAGAUACAAGAAAGAUUACAAGAAAAUCAGCGACAACAACUGGAAGCUGCUAGAGAAAAGGAAGAAUUGCAGCAAAAAAUAGCAGAGAAUCAAAGGUUGGAAGCUGAACAGACUUUGAAGCAUAAACAAGCUUAUAUUAAUCACCAGAAUGAUCUAAUAAGUCAGAUAGAAUAUAAUUCAAAGCUUCGUGAAGAGGAGAGAGCAUAUGAAUUAGAUGAAUAUCUGAAAGCUCAGCAAGCUGAGAGAGAGUACCAAACUAGAAUAAAACAGGUUUUAGAUAACCCUACACAUGAUAAACUUCAUCCUAUGAGGCGGGCAAUGUUGAAUCAAGCUCAAAAUCAGACUUUGUUUUAAAACAUUUUUUUAAAAAACUUUUUGUUCAACUGAAUGGAGUUGUUCCGUAUUUCUUCCAUGUCAAGUGGAAGUGUUGUUUACAUUAAUGGCCUCAUUGAUCUCAUUGUAAUUUGAAUAUGAAAAUGGUCUAGAUCUCGACAUCUUUAAGUAAUAAAAAGUAUGUUACAAUAAUUCACUAAUUGAUAUGAUUAUUUAGUAGAUCUACAAGGAAGACAUUGCCAUUAUUGUCAUGUAUAAGACCAUAACCACUUGACUUAUUUUAAAGUAGGUCAGAUAUUCGGAACAACCCCAUUAAAUCUAAGUUAAGUUUAUGAAUUCACUAAAGUUAUAUUUGCUUUAAGAAACAUCCUUUUUUUUUGAAGGAACAAAUACAUGUACCAUGCUAAUAAAUCAGCUUUAUUAAAUUUAAAAUACUUUCUUUGAUAUCAUUGUAAAAUGUUACUUUGAACAUAGGCCAAUCUUUUACCCUAAUGUAGUCAUAUUUUCUACGUUCAUUUAGUUCACUAAACACUUUUUUUUUAAAUUUGUAAGUGAAAUAGAUUUCAGUACAUGCAAUGGUCUCACAGUUGUUGCGAGGCAUACUGUAAUACUAUAAGCUUUUCUCUAUUUAAAUACCUUUCACUUCUCUGUAAACACAAGGAUCUUUUCUAGAGUUGGUUUAUAUACUGUGCUGGAGCUGCUGAUCAGUAUUUAUGACUAUUAUUUUUAUAGUUCUUCAAAUAGAAUAUUUUUCUAUAAAUUUGAAGGCUGUUACAACUUUCUCUAAGCAAUAUUGGGAUAUUCACUUUUAUUUUAUAGGCUUCAAAAAAUUCAAAAUAACUUAAGUUUACAAAGCUUUUGUUUUUAUAAUUAUAUAUUUAUAUAAAUUUAUUAAAUUUUACAAUUCUAUGUUGAACUUGAACUUAAAUGACACUGCAUUAAGUUUGUGAUAUUUCACAGUAUACUUGUACAUAUAUCUAUUUAAAAACAUUUUCACUAAAAAAUUGUGCAAGCUUGGUAACAUUUUUAACCUAUUUGAUGAGAUAGGCUACUCCUGAAACAAUAAAAUUGUUUACAAUAAC